AAAACACAAAAGGAAAGAAAUACAUGCAUAUAUAUAUUGAGAGAUACUAUGUGGUAAAGAAAAGAAGCAUUGCUUCUUCUUGAUCGGCCGGGCACUAUAGCUUCGAGGGAAUCGAAGAAUAACAAGCGAAGCAUAUUCUCUUCACUAAGUCUUGUGUGAAAAGAUCAAACAGUUUCCAUGCUCAGAUGGAAAGAUUGAAUCAAAAUUCUGGAUUCGCCACUGCUUUUGCUUCUGAGGUGCCAGAGUUCUCUCAGCAGCAGCAAGCCAAUUUGUGGCCUGUUGAUGCCAUGAUCAGCAGGAUAGGUUCAACUGCUGCUGCUUUCUACGCGACCGAGGCCCACAUGGGCUUAUCACGGUACGAUCUUCAAGAAAACGCAGCCAACUACGAUCAAUUUGGGAGGAGCAUCAUUCCACAAACUCAAAUGCCAACAGUUUUUAGGGCUAACGACCUUUCCCAAAAUGAACACCUCUUGUUCAUUGAGGAGAAGCUACUAGGCGAGGUUGAUGACACGAACACGAUAAGGCAGUCUCCCCCUUUCAACCCAAUUCAUCGUGUUCAUGCCUCAGAGAAUGUUGCCAUGUCUCACUUUGCCAACAUGAAUCCGUUCGGACAGCAACCUGCAGCAACUCCUAACGCUGUGGCAUCGAGCAAGAUGAGGAUUAGGUGGAGUCAAGAUCUACAUGAACGAUUCGUUGAUUGUGUAAAUCGACUUGGUGGUGCUGACAAGGCGAGGCCGAAGGCUAUACUGCAGCUUAUGGACACAGAGGGGCUCACCAUUUUUCAUGUCAAAAGCCAUCUGCAGAAAUAUCGGAAUGUGAAAUACGUGCCAGAAUCAUCGGAUGGUACAGGAAGACCAGACAAAAGGACUAAUAUUGCAAACAACGUAGCUCAAAUCGACAUUGAGACUGGGAUGCAAAUCAAAGAGGCGCUGCAGCUGCAGCUUGACGUCCAGAUGCGCCUACACGAGCAACUAGAGAUUCAAAGAAAUUUGCAGCAUAGCAUUGAAGAGCAAGGCAAGAAGCUGAAGAUGAUGCUCGAUCAACAGCAGAAGACUGCGGAAAGCCUCAUCGAAAAAUCCAACAGCAAAUCAUCUACAACACUAGUAGAAGAUCCAGAGGUUUCAGAAGGGUCUGAAAUUGACAAUGGUUUCCCAAUCAAGAUAAACUAGCCUUAACAACAUAUCAGUUUCUUACUAUGGAAUCAAAUGUUUUGUUUUUGUUUUAUUUAAACGUAGCUCACUUGUUACAUAGUUGAAUAAAUCUCUUUUCAAGAAACUUUCAUUAAGUUGAAAGCUUCAAAAAAUUUACCAGUGUUAAAUCCAUUGCAAAUAACAAGUUUGAGUAGUGAAUUGAUAUUUUGAGGAGCUGGUCGA
Salvia hispanica is the source of this 1373-nucleotide messenger RNA. RefSeq names its product protein PHR1-LIKE 1-like. The record is from RefSeq and is a predicted model, not a curated record. Gene Ontology annotation, molecular function: DNA binding; DNA-binding transcription factor activity. NCBI's taxonomy places the organism in Eukaryota, Viridiplantae, Streptophyta, Magnoliopsida, Lamiales, Lamiaceae.